Centruroides sculpturatus (bark scorpion) is the source of this 2162-nucleotide messenger RNA. It is a transcript of the gene Nt5b, whose product is annotated as cytosolic purine 5'-nucleotidase-like. The transcript has 17 exons. Lineage: Eukaryota; Metazoa; Arthropoda; Arachnida; Scorpiones; Buthidae. Gene Ontology annotation, molecular function: 5'-nucleotidase activity. The record is from RefSeq and is a predicted model, not a curated record.
AGGUCAUAGUUUUGAUUAUACAGUUCCAUUAGAGAACAUAAGUAAGUUGAGAAAGAGUUAAAGAAAUCUACAGUAAGUAAUAGCUGUUAAACAUGGAUGAGCACAUUUCUGUUGAAAACAAAGAGUCUGUAUUAAACAUUUGCAGAGAAAGAUCCUUUUCUGCUCCUUAUGUUGGUGAAUUAAAAGUAUCGGUAAAAAUGGAAUCACAGUUUGUAAAAGACGAAAGCGUGGAGACAGAGGAAUCUUUCAUUUCGCCUCUGCAUGGAAUAAGUAGCCGAAAAUACUACAGAUCGACUCAUCACAGGGUGUUUGUUAAUAGAAGUUUGCACCUCGAUAAGAUAAAGUUCUUCGGUUUUGAUAUGGACUAUACGUUGGCACAUUACAACAGUCCUGAAUAUGAAGCAAUGGAAUUUCAUAUACUCUUAGAUCGUUUGGUCUCAAUUGGUUAUCCUAAAGAAUUAAAACAUUUUGAAUAUGAUCCAACAUUCCCUAUUAGGUUUGUAUUAUAUUUUUCUACUGAGUUUAAUUAACUGAUAUCUAUUAAAUUUCAUUCAAAUAUAUAUAUUUUACUUUUGUUUUUCAAUUUUAGCUCUGAUAUCUACAGUAUGUAUCCAAAUAAAUUUAUUCAGCUUGAUGAAUCACGUAUAUUUAUUCUUAAUACAUUGUUUAAUUUACCAGAAGCUUAUCUCUUAGCUUGUGUUGUAGAUUUCUUUUCAAACUCUCCAAAAUAUACUCCAUCUCAAACUGGUGUUAAAAGUGGAAAUGUUUUUAUGUCAUAUAAAUCCAUAUUUCGAGAUUUACGUGAUGCAAUGGAUUGGUUACAUACAAAUGGAGCUUUAAAAGAAGAAACCUUAAAUAAUUUAGAUAAAUAUGUGCACAGGGAUGAACGUCUUCCAAUGCUGUUUCACAGAAUGCAUGAGCAUGGAAAAAUAACAUUCCUCCUUACAAACAGUGAUUAUUCAUAUACAGAGAAAAUAAUGUCAUAUUUAUUUGAUUUUCCUCACUUGAAAAAAGCAAAUAAAGAUUGGAAAACCUAUUUUGAUUACAUUUUGGUGGAUGCAAAGAAACCUUUAUUUUUUGGUGAGGGAACAACACUUCGAGAAGUUGAUAUAAGCACAGGAACUCUUCAAAUUGGCACACAUAUGGGACCUUUACAACCUGGUCAAGUAUAUUCAGGAGGGAGCUGUGAUGUUUUUACACAGUUGAUAGGUGCCAAAGGAAGAGAUGUACUGUAUGUGGGUGAUCACAUUUAUGGUGACAUUUUGAAGUCAAAGAAAACUCGUGGCUGGAGGACUUUUCUUAUUGUACCUGAAUUACAACGAGAACUCAAUGUUUGGGUUAACAAACAAGAAUUAUUCAACAGAUUACAAGAUUUAGAUGUCCAACUCGGUGAUACAUAUCGUGAUUUGGAUAGCAGCUGCAAAGAAGUACCAGAUAUUAGUGAUAUAAGAUCCAAAAUCAGAGAAGUAGUACAUGAAUUAGAUAUGUCAUAUGGUAUGCUUGGAAGUAUAUUUAGAAGCGGUUCAAGGCAGACCUUUUUUGCAAAUCAAAUUUGUCACUAUGCUGAUAUUUACUCAAGUAGUUUCAUGAAUUUGAUAUAUUAUCCUUUUAGUUACAUGUUCAGGGCACCUCCUAUGUUGAUGCCACAUGAAUCGACUGUAACUCAUCAAGGAGCCAGUCUCACAAAUGGUGAAGUGGAGGAACUGGAGGCUGAGCAAGUGGUACAAUCCAUCCAGAGACGCUCUAAAACAGAAUGCGUGGAGAGUUUGGUGCCACAUCUUUACGCAGAACCUCCCGAAGUCAUCACUCAUCACCAUGACACAGAUGAAGAAGAGGAAUCCGACAAAUCUGCAGAACAGUAGAUGAUGUGCAAAAUUUAAUUUAUAUACAAAGCAUUCUCAUUAAAAGGGGACUUAAAAGAAUGCAAAAAGGGAUAUCAUAUUUUGACCAAAUGUAAAAAAAAAACCUCUGCACAAAACAACAAACUUUAUAGAUGUAUAAAAAAAAAAAAAACAAAGGAGAUACCUUGUCUCAAAUCAAGGCAUUUACUAAAAACUUCUUUAAUAAUAUCACUUAUUUAAGAUUUAUAAAAAUUCACUUUUUGGUAGUAUUUAAUAUAUUGAUUAAAAAAAAAAGAGGCCAGUACCUUUUUAAUGUCUCCA